Messenger RNA from Pogonomyrmex barbatus (red harvester ant), 1761 nucleotides. It is a transcript of the gene BBS8, whose product is annotated as tetratricopeptide repeat protein 8. Gene Ontology annotation, molecular function: protein binding. Gene Ontology annotation, biological process: non-motile cilium assembly. Gene Ontology annotation, cellular component: BBSome; ciliary basal body; non-motile cilium. The record is from RefSeq and is a predicted model, not a curated record. Lineage: Eukaryota; Metazoa; Arthropoda; Insecta; Hymenoptera; Formicidae.
UGCUCGAGAAGCAUAGUAAAGUGAUAUAGUCUGUAAUAGUCGGAUCAAUGCGACGGGACUAGUAUUUUAUUCUAAAGAAAUUUAUACUUUGUCGAAUAUGGAAUUAUUCACAGCUUUGAGUUUAUUUAAUCGGCAAAAAUACGAAGCGUGUGCCGUAAUAUGUACGGAUUUAUUGAGAAAAAAUCCAUUGGAUCAGGCUGUGUGGGUUUUAAAAAUGCGUGCCUUAACGUUGCAAGUCUACGUGGAUGAUAUCGAGGGCGAAGAGGAAGGAAUUGCGGAGACUCUGUUAGACAAUUAUGCGAUAUCGACGAUGCCCAGACCGGGAACUUCCUUAAAAAACCCUGGUACCAGUUACACUGGUCAAGGAGUGCGGCCUAAAUCUCAGUCCGGUAGACCUGUUACCGGAGUAGUGCGACCUGCUACGCAGGCAGCAAUGUCCCAGUCGAUUGAGCAAGCAUUGAAAACACCGAGAACAGCGAUGACUGCUAGGCCGAUUACAGCAAGUUCAGGACGCAGUGUUAGGCUUGGUACAGCAUCGAUGUUGACGGAGCCUGGUGGACCCUUUAUCCAAUUGUCACGAUUGAAUAUAACUAAAUACGCUAAUCAGCAAAGCAUAGCAAAACCAUUGUUCGAAUAUAUUUAUUAUCACGAGCACGAUGCCAGAUACGCGCUGGACUUGGCCGUUCAGGCGACGCAGGUUUGUCAAUAUAAGGAUUGGUGGUGGAAAGUUCAACUAGGAAAGUGUUAUUACACCUUGGGAUUAGUAAGAGACGCGGAACAACAAUUCAAGUCGGCGUUGAAAGAUCACAGAAACAUUGAAACAAUUUUGCGGCUGAUUAGAGUCUACAUCAGGCUUGAUCAGCCAGUAGCCGCAUUGGACACAUGUAAGAGGGGCCUUGAGUACUUUGCGAACGAUGUUACGAUCCUAACAGAAAUGGGCCGGAUAUUCGAGGGCUUGAACAACACGACGAUGUCCAUGAAAUAUUAUAAAAUAAUCGCGCAGGAGGACGCUUCUCAUACCGAAGCCAUUGCUAGUAUAGGCAUGCAUCACUUUUACAAUGAUCAACCGGAGUUAGCCUUACGUUAUUAUAGACGCCUCUUACAAAUGGGUGUACAUAACGCCGAAUUGUUCAACAAUCUCGGACUUUGUUGCUUCUAUGCUCAGCAAUAUGAUCAUACGAUAUCAUGCUUCGAAAGAGCAUUAAGUCUCGCAACUGACGAGAAUGUAGCUGACGUGUGGUACAACAUUUCCCAUAUCGCUAUUACAUUAGGUGAUCUGAUAAUGGCCGAAGAGUGUUUGAGGCUAGCCAUCGCAAGCGAUAAUAGACACGCUUUAGCUUACAACAAUCUCGGCGUGUUAGAAAUGCGCAACGAGAAUAUUACCGCAGCGCGAACAUAUUUCCAUGCAGCAGCUAAUAUCGCUAGUUAUGUAUACGAGGCGCACUUUAAUAGCGCACACUUAGCUUAUGAGGUUGGAGAUUUGCAGACGAGUUACAUUGCAAUACAAAAAUCAUUGAACGCAUAUCCUGGACAUUACGAUAGUAAAACUCUUCUACGGAAACUGCAAAGAUACUUCUCACAUAUGUGAAAUAAACAAGAGAGUUCUUACAUUCUAUACUGUUUUGUUUUAUUAUAACAUAUUUUAAAUAUAACUCUAUAUACAUAAUAUACAUGUACAAAAAGAUACAAAUGGGAGCAUGCUUCAAACUUUCGCAUUGUCUAAAUUUAAUGUUACGAUUAAUCGGAUUUAGUAAAAAAAAA